Molecule: messenger RNA, 4590 nt
Organism: Symbiodinium sp. CCMP2592
Lineage: Eukaryota; Dinophyceae; Suessiales; Symbiodiniaceae
Source: the annotation of a GenBank genome assembly
AUGAGCUGGCACAGCAUCCUCGGUGUUGCUUUCGAUGCUGGCUACUCUGACAUUCGCGCUGCAUUCAAGCGGCGUGUACUGGAGGCUCACCCCGACAAGGGAGGCAGCGCACAUGAAUUUCAAGAGAUUAUGUUCGCGUUUGAGAAAGCGACAUGUGCUGUGCCUACCGACGGCUCCGUCGCGCGGAAAGCUGCAUCUACUACACGUUCUUCCCAAGCAAAGGUGCCUAGCACCAGCUGUCGCUUUGUCGGUCGGUUCUCACGAUUCUCGAAGGUGCCGCGGGGCAACUGCAGUGUGCGGCAGUCCUGGAACGCUGCGAAGCAACAAUCAAAGCCCACGAAGGAAGCAUCUACAUCGACGGGCCCUCGUUUCGGGGGACCAUGGAGCAAACAGCGCAUCCUUCGCCAAUUGCAUGCAUGUCUGCAGCGAUUGCCUCGUGCGGACCGCCAAGUUGCCCUGAAGAAGCAUCUCAAGCAGCGUCACCGUUUGGAGCUGGAGACUUGGAUAACUUCACACCCGAUGCGGGACAGCGUGUGCCGGACUCCAGCUGAGAGGAUGUCAGGCGUUGCUGUUUUCGGUGGUGAUGUUGCUGAACUUCCUGCGGGCGGAGCGGAUGACAACGGAGAAAUGCUCCUCGCAAUCGCGGAUGUAUCUGAGCACUUCGACGUCCAAGAAGUUGAUGCAGAUGUUGUACCCGAUACAGGUCAGCGACUGCGGAAAGGGAUUAUUCGGCGGAAUAUCAAGCGCCUGAAACAUGACCCGCUGUAUGUCGUCCUUGUCGUAAUCAACAAUCUGGAGCUGUUCUCGGCAGGCACGAAUGACUUGGCAAAGGCAGUUGACCUGCACAUUGCACUGACAUCACUCAAGCGGCGUAUCACCAAGAAUCCUGCUCUGAUGUCGAGAUUCGAUGCUGAAGUGGUACAUGCCCUGCAGGAGCAGGAUAUUUCCACCAGCCAGGCUCGGCUGAGUCUGCGCAUUCACUUCCCUGUGCAUCACUGGACAGGACGGCACCUGCGAUCUCCAACUUACCCAUGGGCCGAAGUGCAAGCGACACUGGCAGCGUGGAAGACGAUGCAACGAGCCAGACUUGAGUACAGCGGCUUGGGUGCCAAGAAGGGUGGCGUGUUUUUUCUUCACACGCCUGCUUCUGUCGAAAGCGCGUGGCGCACGAUUUCAAGGAUUUACAUCGACACGUGGGUGGCCGCAGGUUGGGACGAUCAAGACCUUCAGACUCAAGUGGACUCGAUGCGAAGAGCUCACGCCACUAGCAGUUGCUGCCAGUUGACGGUUUGGAAUCAGUACAGGAUGGAGUGCGAGGAUCGCAGGCAUCGUUUGCUUGAGCGUUUAAUGCGGCAAUCAGAAGCACGGGAAAGGCGAGAACUGGCUCGAGAAGACCGACGAGCUGCGCAGAUGGAAGCGAAGACUCGCCGACUUCUAAGCCAGGUCGAUCGCUUGAUCGUUCGAUGGGAAGAAAGACGAGCAAAAGACAGGAUGACAAAGUCGCGCCGUCAGAAGAGAUGGGCAUGGCCGUCGUUAAUCGUGGAUGCUCGCCGGCUUCAGUUGUCGAACAAGGGCUGCGCUCGCUCGCCAGCCGUCUGGACGAUUCACAAGAACAUGAGCUCACAAACCAGCAGAGCAGCAGGACCAGUGGGUGGGGAUGGAGCUUUUCCAUCCUUGCCGCGCCGACGUCCACACCCGGCGCAACACACUAGCGCGAUGAAAGACCGUGCAGCCGCUUUAGGCCCUGUGCACAGUUCUGCAAUCAGUUUCCGUAGGCAUCGAAGCCCGGUGCAGCGAACUUGCGACGACUCUCAAGGAGCAUAUGUUGGACUCUGCACCUUCAGCGUCGAAGGUGGAUGCACGGCGGAGCUACACGCCAGGCUGGAAGUUCAAUUGGCCGGAGCCUUUCAGCGCAAUGCAGGGCAAGGCCACAUUGCCGAGAGCGAUUAUGACAUCCUGCGCCACGUGCCGAGGUGGGAGAUGAAAGGUGUGCCCCUGAGGCUCGAGGUUGGGCCCAAAGACAUGGCCCAAGGAACCUGCCGCAUGGUUUGCCGCUUGGACGGCUCGAAGAAGGAUGUAGAGCAGUGCAAGCUUGCCACUUGCAUCCCCGCAGAGCUCCAGCGGAUCCAUGAAGCCAUGCUCGAGAAGGCGACCCGGGACAGGGAUGAGGGAAUUGCCACCGUCGCGCAUUGGGACGAGGUUGUGCCAAUGCUAAACCAGCGGAAGCUGAUCAUGGCCCCGUGGUGCGAGUCUGCCGCUGAUUCAACCUCCAAUGCCACCUGGAACGAAGUGCUUCGUGACCGGAACUACAACACAAGCAUGACUCACCACGACUAUGACGGUCUCCUCUUGUUGCAGGAGGGGCAUCCCUGGGAAUGCUUAGCAGCGCAGUUGGGCGUGGCCGAAGGAUUGAACAACUGGCUCGUGGCAUGGGGAGUGCAUUUGGGCAUGGCAACGAAAGCGUACCAAGUCGACGUCAGCCUCCAACGGCAGGCAGACGAUGACAGCCAGGCCAACCAACGCAUGCAAACGUCUCGACGGAAAACUCUGCCGGACCAGUGGCGCCGGGUGUGCCACGGGCGCUGCUUGAGCAACCGGCAUGUACUUGACGUGUUUUUCUUCGAAGCGGGACACCGAUCUUUGCUUCCGACCCGAGAUGUGACAAAGGUACUGGUCGGCUCGUCUGUGGUACCCUGGCAUGGCUUCCAGAGCCAGUCGGAGUACAAGGUUUGCAAAGUGUCGGAGGAUGCCUUGCCCCUUGUGGCGAGUGCAGUCCUUGAGGCCUGCGCCGGGGCCCAGGUGCUGUCCAUUCCUGUGCAGGUCGAUGCAGAUGACUCUUUGCCGUUCCAAGCUCGGAAAAGCAACGUCUUGCACGUGAUCGGCUUCAGCUUCCUACUGCGCCAUUUUAAUGCGGCCGUCGCCGCAUCCACGGAGUUUCCGGAUUCCCGGGACACGGGCCUCGUGUGGAGUGCCGUUUCAGUGAAGUUUGCAGGCUGGCAGCUGCCGCUGAAGGACUUCCUACUUGCGAGAAUAUUUUCCAUUGUGAGCGUGAUCCUGCGAGACCUCACAGGCAAGGCAAUGCGCCUAAUCGUCCUUUCUUCAGCCAGCCUUUUGGAGGUGCUUGUACUUCUGCUUUGUCUGCUUCCUUGCAUCACAAGUCCGCGUGUGUUUUCGGACCAGAUCGGGCAAAGCUUUGCGGCGGUGCGACGCUGGCUGCUGAUGCAAGCAGAAGCGCAGGACUGUCCCAACGCCGCUGGCCUCGACAGCAGGGUGCUCGUCUGCCCCCUGUGCUGCCAGAGCAUUCGCAUGGAAGUGGGCGAGGAUCCAAACCUGACAUGGGAAAGACACGUGCAGACCGGCUGCACCAACCCCUCAGGCAGUCAGACAAGAGCAAAGAAGGCAAGGUGUCCGGUUGCCGGCUGUCGAGAGAUUCUCUCCGCCAGCAACAGCGUUGUGUGCAGACGCUGCCACCAGAAGGUUUGUUUGAAGCACCGCUUUGAGGAGGAGCACGCGUGUUCCGGCUCGGCGGCAUCCAAGCCAAUACCGACGGCUUCGAAGCCACCACCGGCACCGGCUGGCUGGCAGUGCGGUCGAUGUACACUGGUGAACCCUGCGAGUGCCACGGAGUGCGCCGCCUGCGGAGCGUCGCCUACUCGCAGCGUGCCUUCAACAGCGGGAGGAGCAGGGUGGAGAUGCAGUCGAUGCACGUUGGACAACGCAAGCGCCGCCGCUACCUGCGAAGCCUGUGGAGCAAGCCGCCCUGCCGCGCUGGGUCGUGGCCAACUCACGGCGUCCGACUCCACCAAGGCAGAGCGAUGGCGGAUGUGCGUACGCGCCGACGAGCAGACGCUUCUAGUGGAGUUUCCAGACCCGCAAAGCGGGGAAGGCAAGUGGAUGCAAUCCACUUGUGAGUUUCGACGAGGACAGGGAAUAGUCUUCUUAUCGCUUCUCGCGGCGUCGCCCCCAAGCGCAUGGCAGAAGGUCUUCAGUGACGUGAUGCACUUGGAGCAAGAGUUGGCGGGCCUGGACGUGUCGGCACGGAAGCUGACGGCGAUCCCCAACAGAUCGUGUUGCGACCUGGCAUAUUGGUGCCUGCUGAAGUCAAGGCAGGCACUCUGGCACUUCACGGCCAUGCCAAUGACGUCCAACAUCGACUGGCUAACGGACGCUGUGAAAGAGUGCAACAGCACUGCAGCAGGCCAACUGCCGUCUUGUGUAGCACUCGUUGGUCGCGACCCAAGGUCCUCCAGGCUGUGGCAAGACAUCCAUGCUGCAGUGCCUGAAGUGUUGCCGAUGUCCAUUCCACAGCUGAUCAAUUCUGGCAUAGGCGACACACAGUUGGCUGUGCGAAGGCUCUUCGAAUCGGCACAGCUGCAGCCUUCCUGCGUCACCUUGGAUGAUGCAGACGAUCUGUUCUUGCAGGCCUCGUUUGACAGCUGUAACCACGGUGUCUCUGAUCUCCUCGUCGAGCUUGUCCAUAUGCUGGACACAUGCUGCUCACGAAGACUGCUUUUCAUUCUUACGUGCUCGACGCAACGGAUCCCUCCUUCCCUGGCAUGCCGCUUGCAUUUCUUCAGCCUGAACGCCUGA